UUGUUUUACUAAUGUGCGUUACAGUCACAAAAUACCCAUAAACCGCUACGACGAAUCCCGUUUAGUUAUUAGGCUGUUUUGACGACGACGUUCCUUUAAACUUACCUAGCAGGAGAAACAAGCUGAAAUCCUCUCAGAAGGAUAAAGUUCGCCAGUUCAUGAUCUUUACCCAGUCAAACGAGAAAACGGCAUUGAAUUGUUUGUCUCAGAAUGAUUGGAAACUAGAUGUUGCUACAGACAACUUUUUCCAAAAUCCCGACCUCUACAUACAGAAUCUAAAGGGAACACUAGACCGGAAAAAGUUAGAACAGCUUUACAAUCGAUACAGAGACCCUCAAGAUGAUAACAAGAUUGGUAUAGAUGGAAUCCAACAGUUCUGCGAUGAUUUGGGACUUGAUCCAGCCAGUAUAAGUGUUCUGCUAAUUGCUUGGAAGUUUCGGGCAGCAACACAAUGUGAGUUCUCCAAACAAGAGUUCAUGGAGGGAAUGGCUGAGCAAGGAUGUGACAAUAUAGAGAAACUCAAAGCACAGCUACCCAGGAUGGAGCAAGAGUUGAAGGACCAAGGGAAAUUUAAAGACUUCUAUCAGUUCACAUUCAACUUUGCUAAGAAUCCAGGACAAAAGGGCUUAGACCUAGAAAUGGCAAUUGCAUACUGGAAUUUAAUAUUGGCUGGGCGUUUUAAAUUUCUAGAUCUAUGGAACAAAUUUUUAUUGGAGCAUCAUAAGCGAUCCAUUCCCAAAGACACAUGGAACCUUUUGUUAGAUUUCAGCACAAUGAUCACAGACGAUAUGUCAAACUAUGAUGAGGAAGGUUAGUUUGAACUUAUUUAAC
This is a messenger RNA of Sinocyclocheilus anshuiensis, 831 nucleotides long. Its product is annotated as DCN1-like protein 1. Gene Ontology annotation, biological process: protein neddylation. Gene Ontology annotation, molecular function: ubiquitin-like protein binding; cullin family protein binding; ubiquitin conjugating enzyme binding. Bases 159 to 815 code for a protein of 218 amino acids. Gene Ontology annotation, cellular component: ubiquitin ligase complex. The transcript is spliced from 6 exons. Lineage: Eukaryota; Metazoa; Chordata; Actinopteri; Cypriniformes; Cyprinidae. The record is from RefSeq and is a predicted model, not a curated record.